CGGAAGCGCAGCCGGCGGCGGGGCGCAACGGAAGCGGCCAUGGCGCCUCCGGGCGGGAAGAUCAACCGGCCGCGAGCUGAAAAGGAAGCUGUUCAAGCGCCGGCGGGUGCUGGGCCGGGCGCGGCGGGCGCGGCGCAGGGUGCUCGGGGCCGUGGCGGACGCGGGGCUGACCACGCGGCACCAUCUGCGGAAGCGCGCGUGAGUCGGGGUCGAAUCCGGGCGGCGCGUCCCACACACACCAGGUCCAGUACCCGGGCCAACAUCACGCUGUCGGGGAAGAAGCGCAGGAAGCUCUUGCAGCAGAUUCGGCUGGCCCAGAAGGAGAAGGCAGCAAUGGAAGUGGAAGCGCCCUCAAGGCCAGCCCGGACUAGUAAGCCACAGCUCGAGCCACAGAAGAUGAAAGCUCCCCAAGACGUUGACAUGAAGGCCCUGGAGGAUGAGAGCUGAACUCUUCACUUCUAGCAGAACAUGUCCACCUGCAGCAGAAGGUUGGGUGGUGGUUUCAAGGACUUUGGAGAGACCAUUCAUUUUCUCCUCCACUCUCCUGGAUUCCCUCUCUGUAAUGAUUAAAGGAGCUUGCUUCUCAGAGGGGUGUGUUGGAAGAGGGCACAGAAGCAAGGUUGCAGAGAGAACUCAGGAGCA
This is a messenger RNA of Octodon degus (degu), 642 nucleotides long. It is a transcript of the gene CUNH11orf98, whose product is annotated as chromosome unknown C11orf98 homolog. Bases 40 to 447 code for a protein of 135 amino acids. The transcript has 4 exons. The record is from RefSeq and is a predicted model, not a curated record. NCBI's taxonomy places the organism in Eukaryota, Metazoa, Chordata, Mammalia, Rodentia, Octodontidae.